AAAAUAACGACGUGUAAUUACGGUGAGAAUCCAUUUAGAAUUGUUACCGUGUUGCCAGUGAUCAGUUUGUGAUUUCAAAGCGCUGAAUAUUUAAGUAUUGACAAAGUUAGAGUGGUUAAUAAAAUGCAAUUAUCUGAACAAUGACCUUAAUAUUACUCCAAAACAAAAAAUAUAAUUCCCUGCACGAAGCUGUGGUCCAUGGUUCGUACAGCAGCGUUUGUUCCUUCAUCGACGCCAAAACCGAUGUGAACCAGCGAGACGACAACGGGAACACACCUUUAUUGCUGGCGGUUUGUGUACAACAGGAAGAGACUUACAACAAAAUCGUUGCGAUUUUAAUUGAAAACGGGGCUGACGUCAACGCCACGAACAAAGGUUUAACUCCGUUAUACAAUGCGGUUUUCUACAAAAGACUGGAGUCAAUAAAAUUAUUAUUGGCGGCUGGAGCAUGGCUGAAUACAGAUCCAAGCAAAUACGAACUGCACAUCUUGGCACAACAAGGAGAAAAGGAAAUUUUAAACUUGUUUCUCAAAGAUCCAAAAUGCACGCCCGACAUGAUCAACUUUGCCGAUCUGAAAGGACGAACUGCCGUCUAUUUUGCUGCGGAGAAUUGCCAUAAAUCAACGCUCAAAAUGUUAAUCAAACACGGUGGUGUUCUAAAUACCGAAUGCGAAGACGGAACUGUUAUAGAGACAAUUUUUGAAGAAGUCAGUUCUCCCGUUGUGUUCUUGAAGGAACUUUUAGACUCCAACAUUUCCAUGCAAAAAAUUAUGAUGUAUGGAAAAGAGACGAAAAACAAGAAAAAUUAUAUAAUAGAUUUCAGUAUCCUGGCACCACGUCCUUCAGCCAGACAAAUGACGGUAAUAAGUAACUUGCUGGCUUCGGCCUCUGACGAGGAGAAGACAGAAGUUUUACAACAUCCUCUCAUUGAUUUGUUUCUGUCGUUGAAAUGGGCGAAAAUCCGGUUUAUAUUUUAUUGGCUGAUCGUGAUCCAUUUUGUAUUUGCUACGUCUAUAAGCAGCUACGUGUUCCUGUUUGUUCAUGACGUCAAAAAUGAUUUUCCGAAGUUACGAAUCAUCGCUAUCUUCUCUCAAUUUCUCACUUCCAUGCUUUUAUUGGGAUACGGAGUCUUACAAUGUGUUUUAGUUAAGGGGAAUCAUUUCAGACGGUUUGAGAUGUGGAUGAGCAUUAUCAACAGUGUGCUGUCUUUGGUUGUGGCCGGUUUAGCGAUAACGAAACUGGACAACGUUAACAUAAAAGAUUGUCCAAAUUGGGUCCUUCACGUAACCAGUGUGGCCGUUUUGCUGGCCUGGAUACAAUUAAUGCUGCUAAUUGGACGAUUGCCAACUUUCGGAUACUAUGCACUAAUGUUCGCCGCUGUCUUGCAGAACGUUAUUAAGGUGCUGUUAACAUUUUUAUGCUUAAUAAUAGGAUUCGCUCUCGCGUUUUCCAUCCAGUUUCACGACUUCGUGCAAUUCGGCAACCCCUGGCACGCCAUUAUAAAAACUACGGUCAUGAUGACUGGGGAGUUCGAAUACACUGAUUUAUUCCACUCGACUGACAACAAUCAUCGCUUAACCGGCCCUACUCAAGUCAUGUUCCUGUCCUUCAUAAUUCUCACCAGCGUUGUGUUGAUGAAUCUCAUGGUCGGUCUGGCCGUUAGCGAUAUUCAAGGUUUGCAGCAGGAAAGUUUGGCUAGAAAGUUGGAAAAACAAGCGGAGUUUUUAGACCAGUUGGAGGAGCUGGUUUAUAUAAAAAGUGCCAAUUCGAAAUUCGUCCCACAAUGCGUUAAUAAUGUGUUCUUGAAACGACUCGUUAUUCCUUUGAAUUUUACCAUCGAAGCAACUGCUAGUUUUCAAAAAAGAAAUAAUUUAUCAAAAAGAUUAAUUGAUUCUAUUGUUUGUAUAGCUAAAAAAAGGAAAACAGAAGCAUAAAACAUAUUUUUCAUUUACGAAAAUCAAUUUUAAUUAAAUAUGUAUGUUUUAUUGCUGAAAAUAAAUAUUUACUGAAUUAAG
Aethina tumida (small hive beetle) is the source of this 2015-nucleotide messenger RNA. Its product is annotated as transient receptor potential channel pyrexia. The coding region runs from base 141 to 1934 and encodes 597 amino acids. Gene Ontology annotation, molecular function: monoatomic ion channel activity; protein binding. The transcript has 11 exons. Gene Ontology annotation, biological process: monoatomic ion transport; transmembrane transport. Gene Ontology annotation, cellular component: membrane. Lineage: Eukaryota; Metazoa; Arthropoda; Insecta; Coleoptera; Nitidulidae. The record is from RefSeq and is a predicted model, not a curated record.